AUGUUCAUUGACAAAGUCUGCUCCCAGUACUCACGAGGAGUUUUUGCUAUUUUUGGACUGUACGAUAAAAGAUCAGUACACACCUUGACCUCAUUCUGCAGCGCCUUGCACAUCUCCCUCAUCACACCCAGUUUCCCCACAGAGGGUGAAAGCCAGUUUGUGCUGCAACUGAGGCCUUCCUUACAAGGAGCGUUGCUAAGUUUGCUGGGCCAUUAUAAAUGGAAUCGCUUUGUCUUCCUUUAUGACACGGAUAGGGGUUACUCAAUACUUCAAGCUAUUAUGGAAACAGCAGGAGAAAAAAGCUGGCAAGUUAGUGCCAUAUGUGUGGAGAAUUUUAACGAUGCAAGCUACAGGCAGCUUUUAGAAGAUUUGGACCGAAGACAAGAAAAGAAAUUUGUAAUAGAUUGUGAAAUAGAGAGACUUCAGAAUCUAUUAGAACAG
Molecule: messenger RNA, 441 nt
Organism: Protobothrops mucrosquamatus (brown spotted pit viper)
Lineage: Eukaryota; Metazoa; Chordata; Lepidosauria; Squamata; Viperidae
Product: glutamate receptor 4-like
Exons: 3
Source: RefSeq, a predicted model, not a curated record